CGGCGGGCGGGCGCGGGGCCGCGCUCCGGCUCCGGCUCCAGGCGCGGCCAUGAGGCGGCUGUAGGGCCCCGGGACCCGCCGCCGCUCCGCUGCCUUCGGCCGCCGCGGGGUGGGGUGGGGGGGGGGCGCGGCUCUGCUCGGGGUGGAUGCCGGCCGGGGCCGGCCGCUCCCGGCACCAUGCACACCGUGCAGAAGGACACCACCUUCACCAAGAUCUUCGUCGGGGGGCUGCCCUACCACACCACCGACUCCUCCCUCAGGAAGUACUUCGAGGUCUUCGGGGACAUCGAGGAGGCGGUGGUGAUCACGGACCGGCAGACCGGCAAAUCCCGAGGAUACGGCUUUGUGACCAUGGCAGACCGAGCUGCUGCUGAAAGAGCCUGCAAAGACCCAAACCCCAUCAUUGACGGCAGGAAAGCAAAUGUGAACCUGGCGUAUUUGGGAGCAAAACCAAGGAGUAUUCAAACUGGUUUUACCAUAGGUGUGCAGCAGCUACAUCCAGCCUUCAUUCAGAGACCCUUUGGACUCACGCCUCACUAUGUUUACCCCCAAGCCAUCAUCCAGCCCAGCGUGGUGAUCCCUACCCCCGUGCAGUCCAUCACGUCUCCCUACAUCGACUACACCGCCGCCAGCCAAGCCUAUUCCCAGUACACCACAGCUGCCUACGACCAGUACCCCUACGCUGCCUCCCCCGCCGCCGGCUUCGUGGGAUACGGCUACACGGGCACGGUGCAGCCGCCCAUCACCGCCAGCAACCCCGCGGCGCCCGCCACCGCCUUCGUGCAGUACCAGCCGCAGCAGCUGCAGCCCGACCGCAUGCAGUGAGGGCUUCCCCGGACAAUCUCUCACCGCCAGCAAGGAUACGACUAGGACAGCGAAACGACAGAAAAAAAAAAAACAAAAAACAAUAAAAAGAAACAAAGCAAACAAAAAAAAAAAAAUCACCCCCGUCCCUUUAUCCCUCCUUACGUAGGUGCAUAUCGAUACCUAAGCUAUUUAUAGUGUUGAGGGCGAACCCAAAUCCUCGCGGUCUGAUUGCGCUUAUGAAAGUGGACUUCUGGUAAGUUGUUGGGGUUUUUUUUUUUUCCUCCCCUCCCUUUUUUUUUUUUUUUUAUUUUAUUUCAACCUGGACAGAUACUGUCUUGAAGAUGUUCUAAGAGCGGCUGAAAUGUUUCACAGGAAAACUACAGAUUCUUGCACACAUCGCGGUCUGCUUCCAUCACCCGUGGUCUUCUUUCUGCCCCCCACUCCUUCCUUCCUCAUCCAGCCUACAAUCCUCUUAUUUACUGGUGAGGUACAGAGGUACUCGGAGAACAUGGAAAAAAAAGCAAUCUUAUUUUUUUUGGUUGUACAAAAACUUUGUAAUACUCAGAGAUGCCUUACAGGAAAAAAAAAAAAAAAAAAGCAAAAGAAAAACUAUUUUUUAAUAUUUAUUGCGAUUUUAUUCGCAUGAGCUGUGAAUUGCAGACAGAAGAAUAGUAGUAAGUAUCUGCCUUGUUUAAUUCUCAUUUUACUAAAUUAUUGUAUGUAGGUAAAAGUUCUUAAGUAAUUGCUGAAUCACUUCAACAUGCAAAAGGGAAUAUUGGCUUGAAGGAGAGCGGAAUAUUCCUUUAGUCAACGCACUGUACUAUUUUCUUAUUGUAAUUGUUACUCUGUUAAGAUUAUCUCAAAUUUAGGUAUAUUUUUAAAUGCAAAAAACCAACCAAGAAUACUGAACACUUUGUCUACUUUGGUAGAUCUUUUGUUACAAUGCUGCAACCUAUGGAGACAUUUACAGUAUUUAUGUAAAAGAGAUCUGGGGCUGUUGGCCAGCAAGGUUUAGGAGAAUAUCAUGAGUGGAGCGAUAGAGAAAAAGGUGUUAUGUCACUGAACAAAUGGGUAAAUGUAACCUUUUUAUGCCUGUAAUCCAACAGCCAAAUAAAGGAAGAGAGCAGGCGAUGUAAGUGCAUUUCUACAAAGACAGCAAUAAACUAUUUUAACUUUUAAAAUUA
This is a messenger RNA of Hirundo rustica (Barn swallow), 1991 nucleotides long. RefSeq names its product RNA binding motif protein 38 (gene RBM38). Gene Ontology annotation, cellular component: cytosol. The transcript has 4 exons. NCBI's taxonomy places the organism in Eukaryota, Metazoa, Chordata, Aves, Passeriformes, Hirundinidae. Gene Ontology annotation, molecular function: RNA binding. The coding region runs from base 178 to 825 and encodes 215 amino acids. The record is from RefSeq and is a predicted model, not a curated record.